AUGGCUCCGAACAUCGACUCGGCGCUGGGCACGGCCGACAUGGCCAACGAGCAGCGCGGCCUGCUCGAGCUCAUUGACAAGCUGCAAUUCGCCCAGCUUGACAACGUCAAACUGCCCCAGAUUGUCGUCGUCGGCGACCAGUCGGCAGGAAAGAGUUCGGUACUCGAGGCCAUCACUGGCACACCAUUCCCGCGCGAUGCUGGCGCAUGCACGCGCUUCGCGACCGAGAUUCGCCUGCGUAGGUCGAAUGAGGCGAGCCUCAACGUCUCCAUCAUCCCCGACAAGAACAAGACCUUCAAGGAGCAGGAGCGCCUGAAGCAGUUUGGCGGCGCCGUCGACACCGACAUGUCGUUUGAGGCGCUCAUGAAAUCGGCGGUGGACUUGAUUGCGCCAAAGAACAUCCCCGGCAGAUUCGCUGCCCGCGACAUCUUGGUGGUUGAGAAGAGAGGCCCCGACAUGCCUCUGCUCACGCUGGUGGAUCUGCCCGGACUUGUCAAGAACGCCAAUAACGAUCAGUCGAUGGACGACAUCAAGACCAUCGAGACGCUUUGUGACCGCUACAUGAAGAGCUCGCGCACCAUCAUCCUCGCCGUCGUCGGCGGCAACACCGAUUACGUGCAGGCGCCCAUUCUCACAAAGGCACGCCACUUCGACCCCUCUGGAAGCCGCACCAUUGGCGUUCUCACAAAACCAGAUCUCUGCGAGUCCAUCGGUCUCGAAGAUAAGUUCAUUGAACUCGUUCAGAACAAGGACAAGCAAAACUACUUUAAGCUCGGGUGGUACGUCCUCCUCAACCCUGGUCCCCGCGAUCAGGGCCAGCCAUGGCCUUCGGCGCGCGAACGCCGCCAGCGCGAGGAAGACUUCUUCGGCCGCGGAAAGUGGCGCGCGCUGCCCAGCUCAAUGUGCGGUGCCAACGCCUUGAAGCAAAAGCUCAGCGUCCAGCUGCAGCGUCACAUUGGCCGGCACGUCAAGACGCUGCGCAAGCAGAUCCAGAAGGCGCUUGACGACUGCGACACGGAGCUCAAGUCCAUGGGUACCGGCAAGGACACGGUCGAGGAGAUGCGCAUCGAGCUCGUCGAGCUCUUCUCGUCCUCCAAGGAACUGGUCAUCCCCGCCGUCUACGGUUUCUACAAGAACCCUCCCCGCAAAAACUUCUUCCGUGCCACGGCCGACCCCCGCGGCACGCCCGCUCAGAACCUGCGCGCCCGCGCUAUUGAAGAGAACGAGAAGUUCUCGCAGCGCAUCCGCCAGAAUGGGCGCAAGUUCGGCUUCUCUUCCUCGACGGCACCCGGGACAGCGGACGGCGUCACCAUUAGCGAAAGUAGCAAGAGAGAGUUCGUAGGCAGGGAAGUCGAAAUGCUCCUUCGCCAGAUCCGCGGUUCCGAGUUCCCCAUGGACCCGAAGCCCCGCGCCGUCUAUAUGCUCUUCCAGAGCUACUCGGAGAACUGGCCCAAGCUCGCCCAGGAGCACAAAGACAACCUCGGCGUGGUGUGUAACGAGUUCCUGAGUGAAGUCAUUGACUUUGCGUGGCCACAGCGCAUGCGCGAGCCGCUGCGCUACCAGUUCUUAGACGUGCAGAUGAAGAAGCUUAUGGCGGACGCGCAGCAGGAGCUCGAGCACCUGACACAGGACAUGAACCUCGAGAUUCAACCCUAUGACCCCGAGUAUGAGGAGCGCCUCCGGAAGUGGCAGAUGGAGUCUACCAAGGACGGCGCCACCUACACAGAGGCGCAGGAGGUGUGCGAGAAGAUGUUGAUCUUCUACGAGCUGGCGGCCAAGACCUUCAUCCGCAACACCAUCACCCAGGUCGUUGAGAGGCACCUGCUGCAGGGCAUGUACGGCAUCUUCAACUCGGUGGAGAUCUUGAACAUGCCGAACGAUAUCGUCGAAGCGAUCGCAGCCGAGAACAAGGAGACGCGCGACCGCAGGAUGACACUCAAGACGCAGAAGACAGCGAUUGAGGAGGCCCGCGACAUCUGCGCCAGCUUGGCCAUGCGCAAGGAGCUCCGGAUGUACGCCGACGAAGACCGCGACCUUGAGGAAAACAGUUCUGACUCGGACGAUGAUAAACCCCGCCAGCCGUCGGCACGGAAGCCGGUCAACAACAAUUCCAGCGCCAGCCCAACCCGGGAAGCGCACCGUUCUACGCGCUCCCGAGACGAGCGUGAAGAACGUCGGGAGCGCCCAGCAGCAGUGAGAAUACAGCCCUCCGCCGCCGAGUCCGCGGCGACCAACGGCAACUACUCCUACGCCGGCCACCAGACACCCGCGCAAGCCCCCGCUCCCCCGCAAACACCCGUUCCCCCGCAACCUCAAACCCAGGCUCCCGCCCUUGCCCCCCCGCGGCCCGAGCGGACGGAUCUCCCGCGUACGAACACGGGCAACUCCGAAUGGGACGACGAGUACUACAGGGCCCCGACGCAGCCGCCGUCCCAGGCGCCUCCCCCGCCUCCGCGCCCGCAGAAGCUGAGAACGGAAGAGACCGCUGCGGACGUGUACAGCCACCGCUCGGCGUCGUCGGUGUCGGAGCAGCAACAGGCCAACGGGUAUGGCAGCUACCAGGACCCGAAUGAGUAUCCGCCUUCGUCCACCAGGCGGGUGACGGCCAAGAAGCUGUUCGGUAGAAGUUAG
Messenger RNA from Colletotrichum navitas, 2631 nucleotides. Its product is annotated as dynamin family protein. The record is from RefSeq and is a predicted model, not a curated record. Lineage: Eukaryota; Fungi; Ascomycota; Sordariomycetes; Glomerellales; Glomerellaceae. The coding region runs from base 1 to 2631 and encodes 876 amino acids. Gene Ontology annotation, cellular component: microtubule; membrane; cytoplasm. Gene Ontology annotation, molecular function: GTPase activity; microtubule binding; GTP binding. The transcript is spliced from 2 exons.